CUUUUACAAAAGUAUUAACUGUUUUUGUUUGUUGCAGGUUCCGAUGACGUGAGCGGCGAGCAAGAGGGGUGCUAGGGUACCAUCUAGACGGUACCGGAAGCGCCAAGCCCAGACACGUCGCAAUGAAGUGCAUCCUUCAAAUCGCACUACUUAUGGCCAUAGCCGCCAUUACUGGAUCUGCUGCCUCAGUCACAUCCAAAGACAUCGUCAAGAGCUUUACGGACAAACAUGUCCAAGCAUUCAAUCACCUGGUGGUCGACAAGAAUACUGGCAGGGUUUACAUCGGGGCGGUGAACAGGCUAUACCAACUCUCACCAGACUUGGACCUGGUAGUAGAGGCCGUUACUGGACCUAAGAUGGACUCCGAGGAUUGCUCUGUCGUAGAAUGUACAACUUCUACCAAUACGAAGCUGACAGAUAACGUCAACAAAGCUUUGGUGAUCGAUUAUACUACCACCAGGCUGAUAGCUUGUGGUACGUUAUCGCAGGGAAUAUGCACCGUCAGGCCUCUGCACAACAUAUCUGAAUGGGUGCAUGAAAUUCGGGAAGCUGUGGUAGCCAAUAACGCGUCAGCUUCAACAGUAGCCUUCAUAGCACCAGGACCACCAAAUCCGCCAGUGUCUCAAGUGAUGUACGUCGGAGUUACCUUCACUCUUGGAUCACCAUACAGAUCAGAAGUACCUGCAGUAAGCAGUAGAUCUUUGGAGAAGGAGAAAAUGUUCUCGAUUGCUCAGACCGCUGUCACCACAGGUACCAGAAUGUUCGUCAACUCACUAGCUAGAGAGAGAUAUCCUAUAACCUACGUCUACGGCUUCGCUUCUGAAGGCUUCAGUUAUUUCUUGACCACCCAAAUGAAGAGUACUACCUCCAAUCAAUAUAUCAGUAAGCUUGUCAGGGUUUGUCAUGACGACGAAAAUUACUAUUCCUACACGGAGAUACCCAUAGACUGUAUCAGUGAAGCUCAAGGUGGAAGGAAAUACAAUCUGGUCCAGGCAGGUUACGUGGGCAAGGCAGGAUCGGACUUGGCUUCGGAUUUGGGCAUUACGGCCCAAGAUGAUGUACUUUUCGCGGUGUUCAGUGAAAGUGAUCCCGAUAUCGCGAGCAAACCUUCGAACUUGUCAGCACUGUGCGUGUAUUCCCUGAAAGCCAUCAGAAGGAAGUUCAUGCAGAAUAUCAAGCAUUGUUUCAGCGGUAAAGGGCAACGAGGACUCGACUUCAUAUCGCCUAGUCAUCAAUGUGUUCCAACGGGACACCUUAAACAGUUGGUAUACAAAACUCCUACUGAAAGUGAACAGGAUUUAAGGAAUAGAAUCAUUAACUCAUGUGACAUGAUAAAAAAUACGCUAGGUCGAUAUCCUCCUGAAGCCAAAGAUCUAAUCCUCCAAGCGUUUGAAGAUGAUCCCACUACAAUUACUAGGAAAGUUGCUGCUGAUCUUGGUUUGUCGCCAUGGAAGGAUUGA
Messenger RNA from Acanthoscelides obtectus, 1460 nucleotides. The record is from the annotation of a GenBank genome assembly. Lineage: Eukaryota; Metazoa; Arthropoda; Insecta; Coleoptera; Chrysomelidae.